Messenger RNA from Sparassis crispa, 1170 nucleotides. RefSeq lists its product as hypothetical. The record is from RefSeq and is a predicted model, not a curated record. The coding region runs from base 1 to 1170 and encodes 389 amino acids. Lineage: Eukaryota; Fungi; Basidiomycota; Agaricomycetes; Polyporales; Sparassidaceae. The transcript has a single exon.
AUGUUGCACCUUGGCAGAACCCACGGCGCCAGGAUUCAGGAAUUGUGGAUUACUUCGUUCUUGGAUCCGCGGAUCUACACCGACUUCCCUGCUCCUGCUCUCCAUCAGUUGGCAAUUCAGUCGAAUCCCAUCUCCGAUAGGCCAUAUCUCAUCGAGCUUUUCCAAGGCGAAGCGCCAUUGCUACGCUCGCUGGCGCUGCAGUCAUCUUCCUGGCUUCCGGCAAAUCUCUUCACGAAUCUUACACGUCUAUACCUCUCAUCCUUCAUCCAACGGCCUGGUUUGCCUCGUGCAAACUGGACACUCUACAAUUUGUCGUCCUUCCUGGCGAAGUGUCCUGCACUGGAAGAUGUCUUCAUUCAUCCUAGACAUCCCAUGGGGCUGAGAGACGCCACAUUGCCUAUCAUCAGGUUAAGGCAUCUCAAGACUAUCAUUUUGGCAGGCGUGUCCUUGAACCUCGUUUUAUGGUUUCUGCACCAUGUCACUAUACCUACAGGGGAUGUAACAGUCCGGAUUCUCUGGCUCUGCCGUAGUGGCAUCGAGACUACCCUUUUACCUGUCCUCCCCCAUCUGCCUGAGCUCGUCGGUCUACGCAAGCUUCAUAUACAGCUCGCUCCCGCCAAGGAUAAUUCUAUGAAAGCUCUCGUCCGGGUCGCAUUAUCUACUGCGAACACCUCGUUAGAGCUCCGUAUCGACGACAUGAUCGAGCAUGUGGAGGAAAGCCAAGACCCGGGCUGGACGUCUGCCUUACUGGCAUCGCUCGCCAACCGCAUGGCUCUCUCGAAUAUCACGGAGAUGCAAGUCAUCGACGGUGGCUGGAUCCAGAAGUUCUUCGACUUCCCCGCGUUGUUCGCGCUGCUGCCCGCGCUGUCCGUGCUCGUGUACAGUAAGGGCAAUAAGGACCAGUUCGUGCGCCUGCUCAAGCAUUUGCUGCCCCUUAGCUCCGGUCCCGAUCCUGCGCCCUGCCCCUGCACGCACCUCGCGACUCUGCAUGUCUGCGUUGGUGAGAUCCCGACGAUGAUUGAUGAUAUGGUCUCGUUUGCAUGCGACCGUCGUGCCUGCGGACGUCCGCUGCGCAAGUGCAUCGUCGAGGUUGCAUCGGGGAUGACUGAGAGCUGUGAUGCAAGUAAACUGGAAUCAUACGUUGAUUUGGUGGAAAUUCAAUCAUGCUGA